This is a messenger RNA of Haplochromis burtoni (Burton's mouthbrooder), 3080 nucleotides long. RefSeq names its product tripartite motif containing 35-14 (gene trim35-14). Lineage: Eukaryota; Metazoa; Chordata; Actinopteri; Cichliformes; Cichlidae. The record is from RefSeq and is a predicted model, not a curated record. Gene Ontology annotation, molecular function: zinc ion binding; protein binding.
GUCUUUCACAAAUAUAUAACAAACUCACUAAUGCAGUUUAUACACUGAUUAAGAUCUGCUUUUCUUCUAGAAUCUUGGCCGACAUACCAAAUUUCCUCAGCUUCCUCAGGAAAUACAGUCUCUGCUGAGCCUUCUUGACCAGCUGUGUGGUGUCAAUGUCCAGGUUAGGUCCUCAGUGAUGUAGAUGCCUUGGUAUCUAAAGCUGCUCACCCUCUCUACUUCACUCUCCCGGAUAAACAGCAGCUGGUGAGGCCUCCUCUCCUUCCUCGUGUCUACUAUCAUCUCUUUUGUCUUAUCGGUGUUGAGGGUGAGGUUGUUGUCCCCACACCAUGACACCAGACCGGCCACCUCUCUCCUAUAAGCCGCUUUGUCCCCUCCAGUGAUGCAACCAAUCACUGUCAUCUGCGAACUUCAGUAUGGUUUUAUCCUUAUUGGUGUACAGGGUGUAGAGGAUGGGACUGAGGAAAGAACGAUGAGUAGAAGCCAUCCAGCUUCUCUCUGUACUGCCUCUUAGCCGCUGUAAUGGCUUUCCUCAGUCCAUACUUCGCAGCUUUGUACUCUAUCUCAUUGCCUGAUCUAAAUGCAAGAGACCGAGCACGCAGCAUGUGUCGUAACUGACUGAGAUAGAGAAGCAGAAGAAAACCCAGAGCACACAAGACAGGAGACUAUCAAAAUAAAUAACUAAUACUGAGGCCAGACAGAGGCAGUAGAUGGACAACAAACUUAUACUUAACAUAAAGCAGUGAAGAAACCAAAGUCCCAGAUUCAAUAAAAUCAUAAACAGAAGUUAAACAUAAACACAAGGCUGUGGAGCUAUGGGAACAUAAAUCCCCAAAACACAGAACGAACCUGAAGAAAGCAUGAAAACAAGAAGAUAUACGAAAUAUAGAACCAUAAUAAAAAUAAAUACAAGAGUAGAGAAAACCUAAAGAUCCCCAAAACUCAAACAACUGAGCCAAAGAUCUUAAUUUACAAAUAUUUUGGAAGAAAAACAAAUCAUCUGAUAGUAUUUUUACAUGCAUGUCAAAAAUCUCUAUUUAUGUGUCACAUAAACAUUAAAUACUACAUACAGGCUUCAGCUCCUCAGCUUCCUUCUUUGACUGCCACUCAACUAUUUCUUAUCUGGCCAGUAACAGGAAGGGUCAGGAAGCCCUGCCCUCUUUUGAAAUGAGGAAGCAACUUGUUUUUCUCUCUGCUGAGGAUGCACGGAUGAAAGACGACACUUUAUCGCUAAAUUCAAGACUUCCCAGUGAGGAAAGACUGCAAUAGUACCCCAGGGAAUACUGUGAAUACUGUCAUUGGCAAUGUACUGUACCUGCUGCUAGGAGGCUCGUAAGGAAAGUGAAAGUAACUUGACAGUAUAGAGAGGAACUAACUGCAACAUGGCGUCUAAAUUACAGGAAGAUCUGUCGUGUCCCGUCUGCAAAGAUAUAUUUAAAGAUCCAGUCAUCCUGUCAUGUAAGCACAGCUUCUGUAAUGACUGUUUACAGAAAUACUGGGCAAACAAAAACGAUUUGGGGUGUCCGGUCUGCAAGAGGAAGUCUCCAAAGGAGUGUCCACCUGUUUAUUUUGAGCUGAAGAAGCGUUGUGAGGCUUUCUUACAGGAGCGAGCCUCUGAGCCCGUCUGCAGUCUGCACUCUGAGAAACUCAGCGUCUUCUGUGUGGAUGAGCAGCUGCUAUUGUGCAGAUACUGCACAGAUCAAGAAGCUCACAGAAACCAUCGUUUCCAGUCUGUUGAUGAAGCAGCUCAGGACCACAAGAAAAAACUUGAGGAUUCAUUAAAACCCCUGAAAAAGAAAAUGAGGGCCAUCCGUGAGGUUAAAGGGAAAUGUGAUCAAACCGCAGAGCAUAUUAGAGCUCAGGCUGAAAGCACAGCGAGGAGCAUUAAGGAGCACUUCCAGAAGCUUCACCAGUUUCUAGAAGAGGAGGAGGCAGCCAGGUUGGUUGCACUGAGGGAAGAAGAGGAGCAGAAGAGUCAAGUGAUGAAGGAGAAGAUUGGGGCUCUGAGCAGAGAGAUAACAGCACUUUACCGCACCAUUAAAGACACAGAAAAUGAGCUGAGAGCUGGUAAUGUCUCAUUUCUGCAGAACUACGAAGCUGCAGUGGAACGAGUUCAGCAGCAACCUCUUCCUGAUGAUCCAGAGCUCGCCUCGGGAGCACAGAUAGAUGUGGCCCAGCGUGUGGGCAACCUAAGCUUCAAUGUGUGGGUCAAGAUGAAGGAGAUGGUUUCCUACUGUCCUGUGAUCCUGGAUCCAAACACUGCUCACCCAGGCGUAAUCCUGUCUGAAGAUCUGACCAGUGUGAGGCAAGGAGAGCAAACCCAGGAGCUUCCUGACAAUCCAGAGAGGAUUGAUCACUUCUUCUCCGUUGUCAGCUCCGAGGGCUUUGACUCGGGCUCUCACAGCUGGGAGGUGGAGGUUGGGGACAAUACGGCCUUUGUGCUGGGAGUGUUAACAGACUCAUUUCAGAGGAAAGGAGUCAUUUGGCCUGCACUGUGGAGGCUGAUGUUCUGUGGUGGUGAAUACAAAAUAAUGUCGCCAUUAGACCCGGGGUCAGACGUGCAAGUGACGAGGAACCCGAAGAGAAUCAGACUUCAGCUGGACUUUGACAGAGGAGAGCUGUCAUUUUAUGACUCUGACACAGACACACACAUACACACCUUCACACACAGCUUCACUGACAGGCUGUUUCCAUACAUUAGCACCUGGUGUGACGUCCCAAUAAAGAUAGUGGCACUGAAGAUCUCUGUAACAGUGGACAGUUCGUUGUAAAAUGCCAUGUGUGCUGAUGAACAAGGCUAAAAAAUUUUGGCUGCCAAAGCUAGAACCUGUUAAAACUACAAGUUUUUACUUUUUCACCUCUUCUGUCAUCUGCGUUUCAUUUUGCAAUGCACAAAAAUGCAGUCAAUAUUUAAUAAACCGAUAAUUAGAUAAAGAGGUGCAUGGUAACCCAAUAUUAACCCUGACACUUGUCUUAAAUGGCUUGCUGGUGACCUAGAUGGUGAAAGAAGUGUAACUUUAAAGUAUUUAUUUGUCAUUUUGUAGUUUCUGUAACGUUAUUAAAAACACACCUGCACACUU